GAGGAUAUCUUCAAAUACAUAGUUAAAUAUCAACAUAUGUAUAACCCUUGUGACUCAAACAAACUUUACAGUAUAAAAACAGGACUGUGUCUGGAGCUUCAUGGAAACUUCACUGAAGGCAACCAUUUGAAAACCAAGGUUCAUCAUGGCAGUGCUAAGAAGUCUUCUACUUCUUUGCACUAUUUAUUCAAUGGUGAAUUCCAAAAGUAACCUAUACGAAAGAAAAGAUGAAAAAUGCCCCGAUGGAUGGACAAAUUUUGGAGUCAGAUGCUACAAGUACUUUUCUGAAUCAUUUAACUGGAUCACCGCAGAGAAAUUCUGUCAAACUUAUGAUGCAAAUCUUGCAUCUGUGCAUAAUAACUUGGAAAUUGAUCAUCUGGUGAGCCUGGUGCCUUCUUACACAAGGUUUUGGAUUGGUGCUCAGGAUGGUGAACAAGAAGGGCAGUGGAUUUGGAGCGAUGGAAGUCCCUCUGAUUAUACAAACUGGUGCUCUGGAGAACCCAGCAACGCAGGAAAUACAGAGAACUGCGUGGAGCUGGCCUAUAGCUCCAAAUAUUGCUGGAACGAUCUGACAUGUUCAGUGCAACUUGCCUUUGUUUGUGCAAAAAACAGGCAAAAACACAUGCAGUCAUCCUACUCCAUAGUUACAUGAUUGUACUGUAGAUGCAUUUACAUUUUCUGAUCUUAUUAAAUUAAAAGGAUAGUUCACCCAAAAGUGAAUGUUAUCCCAAGAUAACACCCUCAAGUCACCCACUGAAAAAGACAACGGCCAAAUUCUGACAUUAAUAUUCUGUUUUCCAUUAAUUUUUUCCAUAUUACAGUGAUGUAAUAUAGGAAAUAAUGAUUCUGGGCCAUAGUUUUCAUGGUAAGCAAGUGCUGUUUAUUUACAGCCUAUUUUCAGCACUACUUUAUUACUUUAUUACAUUUUUUACUGUAGUUUGCAAUGCAUUGUAGGUUGUCUAUAGACAGUGGCACACAAGAGUUUUAAUAGCCCAUAGAGUUUGAUUUGCUUAUCGGUGUUUGUGGUGCUUACGACAGGAAUAUUUGUGGAAUAUAUAAGAAUUAAUUAUAUAUUUAUUAAUGUAACACUUUUAAAUGAAUUUUUUUUUGGGUGAACUAUACCUUUAAACUUAAUCUUUUAUUCAAUCUUGAAUCCUCUAAAACUUUACUUUAUUCAAAACUUCCUCUAAAACACUAAAUCAAUAAAAGCAUUGAUGAAGCA
Molecule: messenger RNA, 1222 nt
Organism: Puntigrus tetrazona (Sumatra barb)
Lineage: Eukaryota; Metazoa; Chordata; Actinopteri; Cypriniformes; Cyprinidae
Product: galactose-specific lectin nattectin-like
Exons: 6
Coding region: 146-652 (168 amino acids)
Molecular function (GO): signaling receptor activity
Source: RefSeq, a predicted model, not a curated record